UGAUAGAACGCGGAAAAGAAAAUUCUGCGCGCGAAGUUAGUCUGGGUGAAGCCUGCGGCUGCGUUUCGUUCGCAUCUCGUUCUUUGUCGUGGAAGGAACAACAGCGUUUCUGCCGUCGUCCGCUGAAAACCACACAAUUUUACAAUGCCUGGAACAAAGGAUGAUGUUGCUGUUGAGUCAGAAACAAAAGAGACCACAGAGCCAAUUGUAGCAAAGACAGUUGAAGAUGUGAAAGGCAAAGCUGAUGAGGCUGAUGCUGAAGCAGAAGAACAAACAGAAGAAAACACAAAAACAGAAGAUUCAGAAGAAAAUACAAAUGAAAAUGCUAGCUCAGAAGAGACAGAAUCAAAAACAGAAGAAACAACAGCAGAAAAGCGAUCUGUAGAUGAAAAAGAAAGUGAAGAUGCAGAAGAUGAAAGUCCGAAGAAAAAGGCAAAGACAGACUCAAAUGAAUCAUCGAAUGGCACCACAGAAACAACUGAAUCUGCUUAGUUCUAUUAUAUAUAUAAUUUUUUUUUUUUUUCCUUUUCAUUUUGAACUUAAUCACAAACUUGUAAAAAUGUGUUUAUCAUCAUGUUCAGGAGAAAACUGAGAUAUUUAUAGUCAGGUUGUACACUUCAUCAUGGUUCUCAUCAUUUGUACUGUUCUUGUAAUAAACAUCUUAAUGUA
Molecule: messenger RNA, 669 nt
Organism: Physella acuta
Lineage: Eukaryota; Metazoa; Mollusca; Gastropoda; Physidae
Source: RefSeq, a predicted model, not a curated record